Messenger RNA from Iphiclides podalirius (scarce swallowtail), 642 nucleotides. The record is from the annotation of a GenBank genome assembly. Lineage: Eukaryota; Metazoa; Arthropoda; Insecta; Lepidoptera; Papilionidae.
AUGGCGAACACGUUUCGCGGGGUGACGGUGUCCACCGUCAACAAUGACGGUGCCCUAACGCCGCGGUUCAAUUUUCCUACAAACGUAAACGUGGAUUACGAUCCCCAAGGGCUAAGUGUUAAAGUGAUUCGUGCCGACCCCGUACUAGCUCAAGAAGUGUUAGAAUUUCCCGUCCACAAUCAGAGUGAGUGUUCGCGAGUAGCAGCCCAGUCAUACAUAUUCACGAUCGACAAUGAAACCUUGUUUUUCAAAUUCGCUUCGGACUCUGAUUGUCAGAAUUUCCAUCUGCUGGUCAGCAAAAUUAAAGCGGGACGCUCGUCAAGCGUAUUCACCGUGCGCACGGAGGACUCUUCAGCGUUGCAGUACUUCCAGUUUUACGGUUACCUAAGCCAGCAGCAAAACAUGAUGCAGGACUAUGUCAGGACUAGCACGUACCAGCGUGCCAUUUUGUCAAAUAUCAACGACUUUAAAAACAAGGUUGUGUUGGACGUUGGCGCGGGUUCUGGUAUUUUGUCAUUUUUCGCGGCACAGCUGGUGCGAGGAAGGUGUAUGCAGUCGAAGCUAGUAAUAUGGCGCACCACGCUCAGUCCUUGGUACGAGCUAAUGGGCUGCACGACCGUAUCACCGUGGUUGCUGGCAAAA